Exophiala dermatitidis NIH/UT8656 is the source of this 2106-nucleotide messenger RNA. RefSeq lists its product as uncharacterized. The record is from RefSeq and is a predicted model, not a curated record. Lineage: Eukaryota; Fungi; Ascomycota; Eurotiomycetes; Chaetothyriales; Herpotrichiellaceae. The transcript is spliced from 5 exons. The coding region runs from base 1 to 2106 and encodes 701 amino acids.
AUGAGGCGAAAUGACCCAGUCAGCCGCGCAUUUAUACAAAAGGCUUCCAUGUACUCGUCACAAGUGUUCAUAUUGGUAAGAGACGGCAAGACAGGCCGCAUCCUUGUAGAGCCCCCUGAAGAAGAAUUAUGGCUCGUCCGCCAAAGGUCCGGUUAUGGACGUGCAUCACGGUCGGAAUGGGAGACUAUCCGGUACGUUGGCCCACGGUUCUUCGAGGAAAUGGAGCGCCAUCGCAGUUUCAGAUUGGGGUUCGACGAUUACUAUGACAUUUACAUCUGGAACUCCAACCCCAAGGACGAGCGGGAUCUUCUCUACAAAGCUCGUCGGGUCCGCCGGCCAGAGGACUUCUACAGUGAAGCAGCCCCAUAUUUGAAGACAUUGACCGUCGACAAGGGUAGUUUUCGAGCCCGUGAUGUCCGAGAAAAUGAAAAUGUCCCUACAAUCUGGGACGAAACGCAGGAGAGUUGUAACGUUUUUUCAAUGACAAUGCCUGAUAGUCAGAUCUUGAAAACGAUGCCAAAACAGCUCGUGUACACUGAAGCGGAUGCUCUUGAAGAUGCAAUCCUUUUUCCCGAGGAGAAUGACGGAGCUCCUCGCCGCCGUCGUUUCAAAGCACUCGAGAGUGAGCUGUCAAGGUUCGAGGAUGCUCGAUCCGCAACAGUCGUGCUCGACCAAUGGAUCAACAACGACGGCCAACCAGAACUUGCUGAUUCCGACAACCCUGACAUGGAUUCUGCUUACGACUCUGAGGAAGAAGAUGACGACCCGGAGCCGCACGACAAAGAAUGGACGGAUGUUGAGCCAGAUAACGACGAGAAUGACCAUAUGGAUCGAGAGUUGCUCGAGAGACUGGUUCGCCAGCUUGACAAGACAUCCGAGAUCCUGGAUUCCUUUCCUCCUUAUCUAGCCCCCAACGAGUUUGAUGAGCUUGACGAGUCCGAGGAUGAGUUUGAUGUUGAGGACGAUUUUAUGAUGUUUGUGGAUUUGUGGAAAUCGAGGAUAUUCAAAAAAGCCUGGCACAAUUCUGAUCUGGAGCCAGGUGCUCAAGCUCGCUGGGAGGAAUAUAUUGCCCUACGGGCCGAAGCUACGGAGGACUUUAUCGUCAGGGAGAACACCUGCGUGCCAUGUGCACAGAUGUUGAAAUUCCUCGACUAUCACCCGGAAACACACAGUCGCGUGAUGAGGGACGCUGUGCGAGCCUACAUCAUCGUAUGGCUCUUCAGCUCUAAAGCUCCUGCUUUUUUCAACAGCAAAGCAGGUUCCAAGUUCAAAUCGUCCAAGCUGUUUACACAAGAAGAACGUUCCAAGGAGCCACCGGAUCGCCGAAGUGGUCAAAGUUGUCGAUAUAGAGAUGAUUCGUUUUACCACGAUCUUGAUAAGCAGCUCGUCGAUUACCAACGCGGCCCUUUCAAGGAUGACUACAGUGAAUUGCCCUACGAGUGGGACAUGGUUAUCCGACCAAAGAUUGCUCAAUUUUUCAAAAACGGGCUCAUCCACGCCGCCCAUAAGCCUUUCGAGCAGGUUCUCGGAACAGCAUUUGCAGCGCAAGAAGAAGGACGACCGCACGAUCUCUUCUUUGAUUUCCGUGGCUGGAUGAAGCAACUCAACAUGAACAAGGCCCUGAGCAAUCCCUACGACAUCUCCAUCGACUCGCUUCGGCAGGAUGCCACCAACUUCGCCAAACGUUGGCCAAGGGCUAAGUUCGCUCUUCUUCGGCUGUGGUCGGCGCCUCACUUCUACCCUUACAUGCUCGGUCCCAACAACCGAGACAUGAAUUCCUUUGUGGACGCCAUUGGCCGGACUUGGACAUGGAAAUUCCUUCCAAAAGACAUGGCAUUCUCGGAGUGGAGUGUCCAUUACAAUGUGACCGAGAGGCUGAGACCAUUUAUGGAUCGGUUUCGCUUUUUCGGCGAUCCCAAAGUCCGAGUCAGAAAGGACGUGGUACUUGUCAUGGGUGCGAAUGAGGAAGAACUUUUGAAGCUUGCGGCUUCGGUGACUUUCCUCAUUCAGACAAGACCUUGGAGAACGGAGAUCGAUUUCUGGAAGAGCUUCGUUAAUGUCGACGAGCAGUUUUUGACGAGUUUGCAUGAGGUUUGGUGGGCAUAG